AACAAAACCCCCCAAAACUCCGUAUAAAACAAUGCUCGCACGUCUUAUUGAAUGAAGGUUUAACAACUCCAAGAAUGUGUGAUGUAUACUUGGGAAUAAAUUUGGAUCACACAUUUUUUUUUUCUUCAUAUUUUUUUCCGUCUGAAUUCUUGAUUCAUGCCAUUACUGUAACUCCUAUAUAUGUAUCAGAAGAUCAUAGUGUGAGUAUUGCAAUAUUGGCUACCCACAAAAAAACAAUGGCAGGCCUCAAAGAUUACUACAAUUCCUACCUCUGUGUUUUUGUCAUAUUGACUAUCACUUGUAGUUGUGCCAUGGCCUCAACCUCACCAUCUCAGGCAGUCAAAGGGGGCUACUGGCCUUCAUGGGCCUCGGAUUUUCCUCAGUCCGCCAUCGAUACUACGUUGUUCACUCACAUCUACUAUGCUUUUCUUUCACCUAACAAUGCCACUUUCAAGUUUGAUAUCUCAGACUCAACAGCUUCAAUGCUCUUGAAUUUCACGUCUACGCUCCACGCGAAGAAUCCACCGGUGAAGACAAUUUUUUCAGUCGGCGGAGGUGGCGAAGGCCCGGUUAUCUUUUCCAACAUGGCAUCAACUGGUCAGUCAAGGAGGAGUUUCAUUGAGUCAUCCAUUGAAGUAGCAAGAAAGUUUGGUUUUGAUGGUGUUGAUCUUGAUUGGGAAUUUCCUCAAAACCCAAAAGAUAUGGAAAAUUUAGGCCAAUUACUCCACGAAUGGCGGGCUAAGGUCCACCAGGAGGCUAAGGCAACGGGCCGGACUCCUCUCUUGCUCACCGCCGCCGUUUACUUCUCCGUGGACUUCUUCCUCUCCGACGUCCAACGCUCGUACCCGGUGGGUUCGGCUAAAAAGAACUUGGACUGGAUCAAUGUGAUGUGCUACGACUACCACGGGUCAUGGGACACUUCAGCAACGGGGGCCCAAGCUGCGUUGUUCGAUCCAAACAGUAACAUAACCACAAGUUAUGGGCUUCGGUCAUGGAUCGAAGCUGGGCUCCCUCCAAGCAAGUUGAUCAUGGGCUUGCCAUUGUAUGGGAGGACGUGGCAGCUCAAGGACCCUAGAUCACACGGUGUAGGAGCUCCAGCUGUUUCCGUGGGCCCGGGAUCAGAAGGUGUCUUAACUUACUCCGAGGUGGAGGCGUUCAAUAGAGCGAAUAAUGCCACAGUGGUGUAUGACAGUGUCACAGUAUCUACGUAUUCUGUGACGGGAACAUCAUGGAUUGGGUACGAUGAUGUCAGAUCAACAACGGUCAAGAUAGAAUUUGCUCAAGGCCUUGGGCUUCGUGGAUACUUCUUUUGGGCCGUCAAUGGUGAUCAUGAUUGGAAAAUCUCAACACAAGCAUCAAAGUCAUGGAUUCUCUAAAAAAAAUUAAGUGGGAGCAUGAAAUGCAUCUUUGGAAUGGAAUUUUUAGAAGAAAAGCCGGCUUUUGUUCUGGAACAUCACACCAAUAGGCUAUGUAUGUUUUUAAUGCUCAAAUCUUAUAUGUAAGGAUUAACGUUAUUCUUUAUGUUUAGAUGUCAUGUCAAUGUCCUUUUUUUUUUCUUUUUCUUUUUUUGGUGCUUCAAUUCCUUUCACUUGUAGGUGUGUGUAAAUGUGAAGAUGAAACCAUGGAAUCAUUGGAUAACAAGGAAUCUAUCUAUGCUGUCAAAUAAAUAAAUGAAAUGAUCUGUCCCUGCCUUUGUCUU
Camellia sinensis is the source of this 1699-nucleotide messenger RNA. NCBI's taxonomy places the organism in Eukaryota, Viridiplantae, Streptophyta, Magnoliopsida, Ericales, Theaceae. The record is from RefSeq and is a predicted model, not a curated record.